GCUGCGACUCUCUACACCAUUUGCAGCAUUUCCCUCAGAAAAAGUAGAAAGAGAGAGAGAGCGAGAGAGAGAGAGAGAUGGAUAAAGGCAGCAAAGUAGGAGGUGCAGGCAGCUCGCCCAUGGGGUUGAUGGGUUCGACGACAGAUGAGAAAGAGGAAGCAGCAAGCAGCCCCAUGCGCACAGCUGAGACCAUUCUGCGUCUCGUCCCAAUGGCUUUGUGUAUCUCAGCCCUAGUCCUCAUGCUCAAGAAUUCUCAGACCAAUGACUUUGGCUCCCUCUCUUACUCUGAUCUUUGUGCUUUCAGGUAUUUGGUGCAUGCCAAUGGCAUAUGUGCUGGUUAUUCCCUUCUUUCGGCUGUGAUUGUAGCAAUGCCUCGACCAUCCACCAUGUCCAAAGCCUGGACAUUCUUCUUCCUUGAUCAGGUGUUAACAUACAUAAUUCUGGCGGCGGCUGCGGUAUCGGUGGAGGUGCUGUACCUGGCACGAAAGGGAGACACAUCCAUCACUUGGAGUGCAGUUUGUGUAUCGUUUGGGGGAUUCUGUCACAAGGCCACAGCAUCUGCAAUCAUUACAUUUGCUGUAGUAGCUUGCUAUAUACUGCUUUCGCUUCUCUCCUCAUACAAACUUUUCAGCAGAUUUAGUGCACCAGCUAUAAGCAACCCUGGUAAGGGCAUUGAGAUUGCCGGCUUUCAAGGCUAAUUAUCACCUCCGGCCACCACCACCGCCUGCUUGGUUGGAUAUCUAUGGUCAAUAACAGUUGUUGUUGGUUUGCUUUUGUGUGAGCUUUGGACUUUCUUGUACUUGAUAUGUGUUUAAACUUUGAAAUUAAUCUACCAAAUAAGAAGCUUUACAUA
Hevea brasiliensis (rubber tree) is the source of this 853-nucleotide messenger RNA. RefSeq names its product CASP-like protein 2A1. The transcript has 3 exons. The coding region runs from base 78 to 698 and encodes 206 amino acids. NCBI's taxonomy places the organism in Eukaryota, Viridiplantae, Streptophyta, Magnoliopsida, Malpighiales, Euphorbiaceae. The record is from RefSeq and is a predicted model, not a curated record.